AAAAAGGACUUUGGGGAAUAAUUUUGCGGUUACAACAACAACAACAACAAGGUUGCUACCCAUAUGAGCAAGCUCAACCGAUUUGUAGUUGAAAUGAGUGAAAAACUUCAGAACUAAAAAUCUAUGGGUACCGGGUUUCAGAGGAAUUGCUGGGAACUACAAUUCAGUUGAGCCUGCUGCUAUUUGUCCCACAGCUUCGAAGCGAAAAGGGAUGCUCCAGGUGGAACCAACUCAACAGAGGUGACAAACAUUGCUUCACAGCGAGCGAGCCCAAGGCUACAAUAGGCCUUACUCUUUCCCUUAGAAAUCACACUUUGAAGCAAUUUCGUCACCACUUCUUUGAUUUCAGCUUCAUUCGCCUGAAAACCACUGCAAUGGACUGAACACCAAAACCAUCUGAGGAUGGGAGAUUUCCAACAGAAGUAUCCCACACUAAUAUUUUCGUCAAGCCUCGACUCGCCUGUGAAGAAGCGAAGUCUUGCAUUCCUUCAGUGGCUCUGCCCACUUUCUUGAACAAAUGCAAACAAACGCCUUCUAUAGAAGGAGGCUUUAGAAGGGGGGAUCUUACGCAUCCUGGUAAAUAAUAAAGGUUCUGUCUUUCAAAGAUUCAUGACAAGAGCAUGUAGCUUGACUUUCAAUAUCACUUUUAUAGCAGCAAAACCUUCGAUUCUUAUUUAGUUGUACGUAUGAGUAUCUGAGCUCGUGGGUGCGCCAACGUUGAUAACAAGAGCCAGAAAGAAAUAGAGACAGGAAGGCUCUAGAUCUGCUCUAUAAGAGCUUGCGAGAUACAGGCUUGAGGUUCCUGGUCACAGGAGAAUGGAGGAAAGUUGAAAGGUGAAUGAAUUCGCAAGGCAACUUACGACCAAGCAGAUUCACGCCCGCAAGGAACGCAUUAGUGUGCCUUUUCCUACCUUGUAAACUGCUACUCAGAGGCUUCACUUGUGAGGAGGCUGAAUUAAGAUAGAACUAUGUUGCUAAAUGCAGAAUUCCCAGACAAAUUUGGAGUAAUGGAAAAAGAAAAGGUCACGCAAAAUACGCUCUCCCAAAAGAGUGGACAUCUUUAAGGUUAUAGUGGUAUUAACAGGUCACGAUGACUUGCGGGAAGAUAAAAAUUGUCUUCAAGAGAUACUAUAAAAGCUGUAAUAAGUCAUUAUUCACUUAGAAGUUAGAAAUGGUUUCUCAUCUCUUAUGUGAUUGCCCGCUUUGGGAAGCGCUAGGUAUCUAGGAGCUACUUUCAUCGUUGAAUCGUAUAAAAUACAAGAAAUCAAGAUAAUUUAUCUAAUGGAAGUUUUAAGGGAAUCAAAGCAGAUAGAUAGUGAAGCUUAGCGAUCGGUGGGUAUCACAAUGGGCUCAUGCUGGCUCUAGUGUAUUGAAGCUUGCACAUCGAUAGCCAUUUCAAUCUGAUCUAGCUACGUCUUUCCUUCCUCCCGUCAAUUCCUCUUUAGAGUUUCAAUAGCUUUCCUCUGUCAUCAUUUUGGUUUUAUUUAUACAAUGAUUUCAUUUAGUCGAGAAAAUUUUCGGUGGAAUGAAUUUUUUUUUCGUAUUAGAGCCAACAAUGAAUGAAUGUGUAAUGUUUGCACUCAAUAAUCAGCAGCAAAAGUUAUGCAAUAGAUGGCGCCCAAGGUCGUGCGCUAUUUACCCACUUAAGCGUUCGACUGCUGAGAAUUCGCAUUAGAAUUUAAUUUAGAAGUAAAAUCAGCAUGCACAAUUAACACCUCAAUGCUAAGUGAUUUCGACGCUUAUUUAUUGCAUAGGCAUACACGAGUGUUGGUAUGUGUUGGUAUGUACAUAUGUAAGUAUGUAAGUAUUUAGGCUAACAUGAGUGCAACUAAUAAAUAAAUGUUUAUAAAAAUAAAAGCUUCAAUUUGCUCACAACUCUUUUUUUGCACAACUUCAGUGUUUAAGCUAAAUAUGCAACAAAUAUUUGCUUUUCAGUUUCCCUCCUUUUUGCAAGUUGCCCCGUCCACGGUUGCUGCCUGCCACCCGUCAUCCUUUCUGUUGAUUACCGUUAAUAAUAAAUGCAAGUAUGUCAGUCAACCAUCAGUAUUGCCUCAUUGGCAUUUGGAUUGCCACUUUGCCACUGCUAAUCAAUGCUCAGCCACUUGUCGAGUUGGCGCGUAAUUUCGAAACUUCGCUGCUGAAUACACGCCUACCAGACACGCAAAUAUUCGAAGAGGCCUAUGAUUUCAUUGUGAUCGGCGCUGGUUCGGGUGGUUGCGUUCUUGCGAAUCGCUUGAGUGAGAUUCGCAAUGCCACUGUGCUGCUAUUGGAGGCGGGCGAUCAGGAGACUUUCUUGAGCGAUGUCCCGCUCACAGCUGCACUUACCCAAAUGACACGGUACAAUUGGGGUUACAAAUCCGAUCCGACACCCAACGCAUGCCAGGGUCUCAAAGGUGGUGUUUGUAAUUGGCCUAAGGGUCGUGGUAUUGGUGGGACCAGUCUUAUAAAUUUCAUGCUUUACACGCGUGGACAUCGCAAAGACUACGAUCACUGGGCUGCACUCGGCAAUAGUGGCUGGAGUUAUGAUGAGGUGUUGCCCUACUUCAAGAAAUCGGAAAAUAUCCACAUUGAAGAAUUGCGUAAAUCACCAUAUCAUGGACGCAAUGGGCCACUUGAUGUCAGCUAUACAGACUUCAAAUCGCACGUACUGAAGGCAUUUUUAAAAUCGGGUCACGAGCUGGGCUAUGAAAUUACAGAUCCAAAUGGUGAGCAGCUGAAGGGUUUUGCGCGCGCACAAGCGAAUCUACGCAAUGGCAGACGUUGUAGUACGAGUAAGGCAUUUAUCAGACCAAUUUUGGAUCGUCCAAAUUUAUACAUUUCAAUGAAGUCUUGGGUAACACGCAUCAUUGUGGACCCGGUGAGUAGAGUAGCGACGGCAGUUGAGUUUGUAAAACAACAUCAGCGUUAUGUGGUGAGAGCCAGGAAGGAGAUAAUACUCUCAGCGGGCGCUAUAGCCUCGCCACAGUUACUCAUGUUAUCGGGCAUCGGGCCGCGUGCGCAUUUGGAAGAGAUGGGCAUAUCUGUGGUGCGCGACUUGCGAGUGGGCUAUAAUCUGCAAGAUCAUGUGACACUGAAUGGGUUGGUGUUUGUGGUGAACGAUACAAUGACACUGAAUGAUCGUCGACUAAUGAAUCCAGCGGAUAUACUGCAUUAUAUACUCGAAGGUAGAGGCCCUUAUACUAUACCCGGUGGCGCAGAGGGUUUCGCCUUCGUGCGUACGCCGAAUGCGACUGUUGAUAAGGACUACGCCGAUAUGGAGAUCGUUUUGGGUGCUGGCUCGCUGAGUGGUGACCAUAUGGGCUCUUUACGCGAUCUGCUUGGCAUGCCAGAUGAUUUUUACUAUAAAGUUUAUGAGGGUUUGCAUGAUAAAGAAACAUUUGGUUUGGUGCCAGUUCUUUUGCGUCCCCGCAGUCGUGGCCGCAUUUCGCUGCGCAGCACAAACCCCUUCCACUGGCCGCGUAUGGAGCCCAACUAUAUGCAAGACCCAGACGAUGUACGUGCCAUGUUAGAGGGUGUUCAAAUGAUCUUCCAAAUCACACAAACGAAGGCAAUGCGUCGUUUAGGCACUACAUUCAAUGCCAAACCCUUUUUGGGCUGCGAGCAUUUGACCUUCCAUAGCAGAGCUUACUGGAAGUGUUGCUUGCGUCGUUACGGUUCGAGCUUGCAACAUCAAGUGGGCACUUGUAAGAUGGGUCCACCGACGGACACUGCUGCGGUGGUGGACGGGCAAUUGCGGGUUCAUGGCAUUAAGCACUUGCGCAUUGCCGACGCUUCGAUUAUGCCAACAAUACCGGCUGGUCAUACAAAUGCCAUUGUAAUUAUGAUUGCGGAGAAAGCGGCGGAUAUGAUAAAGAAUGCGUGGCGCAUGCGCAAUUAGUAACGUACAUAUAUUAGUAUGUACUUUUGUAUAUAUAUGUAAUUGUAAGUUUUAAUUUAUUAUACAAAGAUUAAGUCAAGUCAUUAGGUUUAGAUAAAAUAUGGAAUUCACGCACACAUAUACAUAUACAUACAUACAAGUACAUACGUAAGACAUAAAUUUCUCGCCAGCAAUGUGAUCAACGAAAAACUAAAUUCUGCCAUUAGUAAUA
Ceratitis capitata (Mediterranean fruit fly) is the source of this 4088-nucleotide messenger RNA. Its product is annotated as glucose dehydrogenase [FAD, quinone]. Bases 2027 to 3877 code for a protein of 616 amino acids. The transcript has 5 exons. The record is from RefSeq and is a predicted model, not a curated record. Gene Ontology annotation, molecular function: flavin adenine dinucleotide binding; oxidoreductase activity, acting on CH-OH group of donors. Lineage: Eukaryota; Metazoa; Arthropoda; Insecta; Diptera; Tephritidae.